Molecule: messenger RNA, 792 nt
Organism: Coniophora puteana RWD-64-598 SS2
Lineage: Eukaryota; Fungi; Basidiomycota; Agaricomycetes; Boletales; Coniophoraceae
Exons: 5
Coding region: 1-792 (263 amino acids)
Source: RefSeq, a predicted model, not a curated record
AUGACCGACUGGUCGUCACAAGCAGAGCUUAUGCAGGACACUCAGGUCUUCAUUAAGCUCCAGCAUGCCCUUCUCGGUCUUUACGCUUGGGAGUUCAUAAUCUCUCUCGAUUUCGACUGGGCGGUCCUCACGGGCAAGAAGAAGUUCAGAUGGCCCCUCUGCUUCUACUUUGCUGGUCGCUACCUCCUUCUCUUCGCCCUUAUUGGCAUUGCCAUCGCUCUGGACACCACGAAGCCCAUCAACUGUCAAGCACUGUAUGCAUUUCUCCAGUUUGCCGGGGACGCAGCCGUUGGUAUGGCCAGUAUCAACCUAUCUCUUCGGACUAUCGCUAUCUGGUCGCGUAACAAAUACAUCAUUGGUCUCCUCCUCGUCAUCAUCCUCGGACACUGGUCGCUCAUCCUCCAAGGCGUCCUCCUCAAGGCCGCCUAUUUCCCGGGCGAGGGCUGCGCGAUCACGGACUCGAAUACGACGGUCCUCAGCGCGACGUUCAUCUACUCAAUGUGCUUCGACCUGAUCGUGCUCUGCCUCUCAACGUACAAGCUCGCGUGGGAACCCCGCCGCAAGCAGAUGGGCGCGCAGAGCCAGCUCGUCAAGAUGAUCUUCGCUGACGGCCUCGUGUACUUCUUCAUUGCGUUCGUGGCCAACGCGAUCGCGACCGUGUUCAUGAUCAUGAACUGGAAUGCGAUCAUGAGCGUCAUCUUCAAUGUGCCCGCCGCGAUCGCGUCAACGAUCGUCGCGUCGCGCGUUGUUCGUCGGCUCACGAACUUCAGGCUCACUGGUCCCGAGAUCUAG